CUGAUAGGGCCGCAGGGGACGCCGUGGGAAAGCAGCGCGUCCGAAGGAGGAAGAACACAGCAGUUUCAACCGGUCGGGCGAAGGAACCCUCAAGAAAUAAGUGUCGGGCUGUGGCCGCAGGAUUUCCCACUGCCCUGCUCCUCCCCUGAUGUGGCUGUCCUAUGCCAGUGAUGCAGGCCACUUGCCUCGACUGCCAGCUGCUUGCUGACCGGCGUAACCCUCUGUGUUCAAAGGGAAGCGGCGAGGAUUCCAAGGUCCCACCAUCCUCACAGCCAAUGAGGGGCCUGUGAGGGAGGAGCUUGGGGCGGCUUAGUGCAGCUUGAGCUUCUGAGGGAAUCAUCCCCAGUAGGUGCGGUGGAGUCUGAGCUCCGCUGCAUCUGUCACAGCAGAACAAAAUUGAAAAAGACAAAAGCAAAAUUUAAAAAAAGAAGAGAAGAAAUGCUGCGGACUAUGGAACGCUGUAGGACUUUCCGAAACAUUUGCUGGGGAUUCCGGUGGAUCAUGAUCUUUUAAAACCAGUUCUUUCUGAAGCCGGUUUGGGUAAUUGGGAAAAUGACACGUAUGCUAAAUGCAGCAGCUGAUCGAGUGAAAUGGACCAGAUCGAGCGCUGCUAAAAGGGCUGCCUGCCUGGUGGCUGCCGCAUAUGCUCUGAAAACCCUCUAUCCCAUCAUUAGCAAGCGUUUAAAGCAAUCUGGCCACAGGAAGAGAAAAGAAGCAGCUUACCCGACUGCAGAGAACAGAGAAAUACUGCAUUGCACCGAGACCACUUGUAAAAAUUCUUCGCCUGGAGUGAAUGCAGAUUUUUUCAAACAGCUGCUAGAACUUUGGAAAAUUCUCUUUCCAAAACUUGUGACCACUGAAACAGGAUGGCUCUGCCUCCACUCGGUGGCUCUGAUCUCGAGAACAUUUCUGUCUAUCUAUGUGGCUGGUCUGGAUGGACAAAUCGUGAAAAGCAUUGUGGAAAAGAAGCCUCGGGCUUUCAUCAUCAAAUUACUCAAGUGGCUUAUGAUUGCCAUCCCUGCUACCUCUGUGAACAGUGCAAUAAGGUACCUGGAGUGCAAACUGGCUUUCAUCAUCAAAUUAAUCAAGUGGCUUAUGAUUGCCAUCCCUGCUGCCUCUGUGAACAGUGCGAUAAGGUACCUGGAGUGCAAACUGGCUUUCAUCAUCAAAUUACUCAAGUGGCUUAUGAUUGCCAUCCCUGCUGCCUCUGUGAACAGUGUGAUAAGGUACCUGGAGUGCAAACUGGCUUUGGCCUUCAGAACUCGCCUAAUAGACCAUGCCUGUGAAACCUAUUUUACAAAUCAGACUUAUUAUAAGGUGAUCAAUAUGGAUGGGAGGCUGGCAAACCCUGACCAGUCUCUUACUGAGGAUAUUAUGAUGUUCUCCCAAUCUGUGGCUCACUUGUAUUCUAAUCUGACCAAACCUAUUUUAGAUGUAAUCCUGACCUCCUAUACGCUCAUCCAGACUGCUCCAUCCAGAGGAGCUAGCCCAAUUGGGCCCACCCUAUUAGCAGGGCUUGUGGUAUAUGCCACUGCUAAAGUGUUGAAAGCCUGCUCUCCCAAAUUUGGUAAAUUGGUGGCUGAAGAAGCUCAUAGAAAAGGCUAUUUGCGGUAUGUGCACUCCAGAAUUAUAGCCAAUGUUGAAGAAAUUGCCUUUUACAGAGGACAUAAGGUGGAAAUGAAGCAACUCCAGAAAAGUUACAAAGCUUUAGCCGAUCAGAUGAACCUCAUUUUAUCCAAACGUUUGUGGUACAUCAUGAUAGAGCAGUUCUUGAUGAAGUAUGUUUGGAGCAGCAGUGGACUGAUGAUGGUGGCUGUACCUAUUAUCACUGCAACUGGCUUUGCAGAUGGUGAUCUAGAGGAUGGCCCCAAACAAGCUAUGGUUAGUGAACGGACAGAAGCCUUUACUACUGCUCGAAAUUUAUUGGCCUCUGGAGCUGAUGCUAUUGAAAGGAUUAUGUCUUCAUACAAAGAGAUCACUGAAUUAGCAGGCUAUACUGCUCGAGGGUACAAUAUGUUUUGGGUCUUUGAUGAAGCGAAAAGAGGCAUUUAUAAGAGAACUGCUGUCAUGCAAGAGUCUGAAAACCACAGCAAGAAUGGAGCUAACAUAGAAUUAUCCCUCAGUGAUACGAUGGAAAUCAAAGAAUCUCAGCCUCCUCCAAAAUAGACACAGAGGUCGGACACUGUCAUCCUGGAGCUCAGAGCUCAGUGGGAAAGAUGGAGUAUGAAUAAAGUGUUACAACGCAACCCAGCAUCUGGGAGAGGAGGAUGAGUUAACGAGACAAAGAGUGACUGCAGAAGCAAUCCAGGGAGAAAACCAGCCCGUGUGAAGGUCUUGAGGAUCUGAACCGGUGAAGCCCUGGGCUGCCAAAGCAGAGCACAUGAACUUAACCACUCGGCCACAGGUCAACCCCUAAAUUCUCUUCUUUAACUGCCCAUGUCACGAGAGCACAAGACUAGAAUGAAGACAAGCAGGGGAGACCAAGGAUGAGAGUUUAUUGAACAUGAAGGUCUCAUCCACAUUUGAAAGCACAAUCCCGAUGUCCAGCUUCUGCAGGAGGAAGUACAGAAGCUCCGAGAUUAGACCACACAGGGUCGAAACCUGCUUCUGCCGCUGACUGGCUGUCUGUCCUUCAUCAGGUCACUUAACCUCUAAAUGUUGCCAACGCCAUUCUACGUGAAUGAAGAUGUGUGGAGUGCUUGCACCCAGAGAAGGUUGUGAGAUCGUUGUCAUCACCCAGACGUGGUAGCAGACACCUGCACUCGCACUCAGAUGAAUCUGGGGCUGGCCUGGGACCUCGACACAGACAUCUGGUUGCAGCCGAAAGACAUCGUCCCUCACCUUAAAUUAAGGACGUUAACGUGAAAUUGACUGGUCUUGUAGUUUUGUUUGUACUUGAUUUUUAAGUUUGUUUUGGUUUUAGAGUUGUGUAAGAGCUAAAAGAAUAAGGAAGUUUUACCAGGAUGUCUGUUUGUAAAUAUUUAAUUUAUGUUUGAAUAAAAGUAAUUCAAGUGACA
Messenger RNA from Equus caballus (horse), 3017 nucleotides. NCBI's taxonomy places the organism in Eukaryota, Metazoa, Chordata, Mammalia, Perissodactyla, Equidae. The record is from RefSeq and is a predicted model, not a curated record.